Jaculus jaculus (lesser Egyptian jerboa) is the source of this 3025-nucleotide messenger RNA. RefSeq names its product SHC adaptor protein 4 (gene Shc4). The record is from RefSeq and is a predicted model, not a curated record. Bases 184 to 2151 code for a protein of 655 amino acids. Gene Ontology annotation, biological process: intracellular signal transduction; cell surface receptor protein tyrosine kinase signaling pathway. Gene Ontology annotation, molecular function: receptor tyrosine kinase binding. Gene Ontology annotation, cellular component: plasma membrane. Lineage: Eukaryota; Metazoa; Chordata; Mammalia; Rodentia; Dipodidae. The transcript is spliced from 12 exons.
GCAGUCCCGCAGCCCAGCGGGGUGAAGGCUUUCCCGGAGAGGAGCAGACCCGCCCCUGCCUGGGCCAGGGAGGGACUGGAACCAGCGGGGGAGGUUUGCCCCUGGGCUGUCAUCCUUGAGAGACCAGGGACCCAGCAGCAGAAGUGGAGAUCGGUAGCUCGAAAGAGUUGCACCGGGCAUCUGAUGUCCGUGCUGCUUAUCUACCCAACAAGCAGGCUGUUUAUGCAACAGUACCCCGUUCCAGCACUGCCAAGGCUAUGCGAGAGCGCGGCCAGGGCAGCCUGGCAGGACUCAGGACUCGCUCUGCCUGUAGGACUCUCUGGGCACCCCGGGAUGCUUCACAGGGCCAAGUACAGCCGCUUUCGGAACGAGUCCAUCUCGUCUUUGGACGAAGGCAGCUCCGGAGGCUCAGUCGGGAACAAGGGCUCAGCGCACCCUCCCUACCCAACCGUGGCACCUCCUCACCUGCCCUGUGAAGAUGCUACUGUGCCAGCCCAAGAAAGCCCCACUCCACUGUGCACCUUGAUCCCUCGCAUAGCGAGCAUGAAGCUAGCCAACCCUGCCACUUUGUUAAGUCUGAAAAACUUUUGCCUGGGUAUCAAAGAGGUGCCCCGGAUGAAACUCCAAGAAAGCCGGGACCAGGCUCCCAGCAGCCCAGCUUCCUCGGAAACCAGUCCAAGUAGGACUGGGUCUGCAGCUACCCUGCGACCAGAUCUUUUGGGACACAGGCCCACCCCUUUCCCUCCUGACCCUUGCCCAUUUCCUGACCCUGGAGAGCUAGCCCCCAGAAGCAGGCAGGAUGGGAGCUUUCUGCAGGACCUGUUGGGGACCGGCAAGAAUUACUGUGUGAGGUACAUGGGCUGCAUUGAAGUGUUGCAAUCAAUGAGGUCACUGGAUUUCGGAAUGAGAACCCAAGUUACAAGGGAGGCAAUAAGUCGCCUGUGUGAAGCUGUCCCUGAGGCCACUGGAGCCAUUAAAAAGCGAAAGGUGCCAGUUAAGUUCCAAUCAACAGUUCUUGGCAAAAGUAAUCUUCAGUUUUCGGGAAUAAAUAUAAAACUGACCAUCUCAACUUGCAGCCUCACACUGAUGAAUCUUGACAACCACGAGAUUAUUGCAAAUCACCAUAUGCAAUCUAUUUCAUUUGCCUCUGGAGGGGAUCCUGAUACUACAGACUAUGUUGCCUACGUAGCUAAAGAUCCAGUUAAUCAACGAGCAUGUCACAUACUGGAAUGUUGCAAUGGAAUGGCCCAAAAUGUCAUAAGUACCAUAGGGCAGGCAUUUGAACUGCGGUUUAAACAGUACUUGAAAAAUCCUUCCUUGAAUGCUUCUUGUGAAAGUGAGGAGGUACAUGUUGAUGGCUCCACUGAGGAGCAAGGUGACUAUUACAAUGCAAUCCCAGGGAAGCAGCCACCUGCAGGCGGUGUCUCCGAUGUGCGGAUCAAGGUUCAAACCACAGAAAAAAUGGUUUAUUGCCCUGUACAGUGUGAAAAGUUGUGUUAUUUACCUGGGAACUCCAAAUGCAGCAGUGUAUAUGAGAACUGUGUGGAACAGAGCAGGGCGAUAGGUAAUUCCCAUAAAAGAGGAGUGCAGUCCCAAUAUGAUGCCUCAUUAAUGAAGCAUUCGUGUCAAGUGGAUCUCUUAGAUGACCGGUGCUACAUUAACACGCAAGCUCUUCAACAUACACUUGGCUGUGCUCCAAAUCAAAGCUCUCCUCAGCCCCAGGGGAGCUGGUGGCAUGUCAGAAAGGCACCAGAAACUGUCCAGCCAAGAGCUUCAGUCAAGCCUGCCAGCUCAUAUUCUUUGCCACACCUUGAGCAGCAACUGUGGAAUGAAGAAUGCUACCAUGGCAAGCUCAGCAGGAAGGCAGCAGAAAACCUUUUGGUAAAGGAUGGAGACUUUUUGGUUCGAGAGAGUGCAACAUCCCCUGGUCAAUAUGUACUGAGUGGACUCCAAGGUGGACAGGCAAAACAUCUUCUCUUGGUGGAUCCUGAAGGCAAGGUGAGGACCAAGGAUCACAUAUUUGACAAUGUUGGCCACCUUAUCAAAUACCAUAUGGAUAACAGGUUGCCAAUCAUCUCAUCUGGAAGUGAAGUAAGUCUUAAACAACCAGUGAGAAAAGAUAAUCCUGAACUUUUACAAUCCAAGAAGUGACAACAUUGAAACACCAACACAGUGACAUUGGAAGAACAUCCAUCUUAUAGUUGCACAAGAGGGCCAUCCAACUCUUCUGUAAAUAAGGUAGAGCACAGACUGUAAGUGCAUCUUUCUGAGACCAUCAUGGACCAAUUCUUUUAUAAAACAGAGGACUAGCAAAAUAUGCUCAGAAAAUAAAAACUAGAAAAGAAGAGGAGGAUGGGCCCAUUUGAAAAUAAAUUAUACACAUGCCUGGGUGUCACUUUUUCAGGUCUUCUCAUGUUGAUAAAAAGAUAAAAGCACAACUGAAAUCUCACAAGCUAAAGGCAACUUGAACUGCUUGGUAUGUGCCUUUCAAUUCAUAAUUGGGGAACAAUUCCUCAUGACAGAGAUCAGUUUCCAGUGUCUCCAUCUUCCUUAGCCAUAGAACCAUUUGCCAAAAUAAAAGCUUUUUCUUGCUAAGAACAAAAAAGAAGCAAUGUUUUUGAUUGUAUUAUCUUUACUACAUUUUCCUUUUAGUCAUAUUCUUCACUGUGAUGCUCAUGAAUUCAGACUGUCUUUGCCAGUAGAAUCAAAUCAGAAGCCACCCACCCUGUGUCAGUCAGUUUCAUUGCACUGUCACAUUUGUUGGUCAAAGGAGCCCAAAUUCACUGGCCUAAUAUUCUUCAAUCUUUGAGCUCUGUAGGAUUCACAUAUCACAUAUGACAAAACAAUGAGGUUAAAUCUAUUGAUCACUUUUGACUUUGUCACUUUCUUUUGCCCUUCCAACAAAAACUCUUGAAUGUAUGAAGUUAAAAAGAUGAUAAGUGGGCUGGAGAGGUGGCUUAGCGGUUAAGCGCUUGCCUGUGAAGCCUAAGGACCCCGGUUCGAGGCUCGGUUCCCCAGAUCCCAU